Phycodurus eques (leafy seadragon) is the source of this 3015-nucleotide messenger RNA. RefSeq names its product zinc finger FYVE domain-containing protein 1. The coding region runs from base 94 to 2061 and encodes 655 amino acids. Gene Ontology annotation, molecular function: metal ion binding. The record is from RefSeq and is a predicted model, not a curated record. Lineage: Eukaryota; Metazoa; Chordata; Actinopteri; Syngnathiformes; Syngnathidae. The transcript has 12 exons.
CAGCGUCCACGCGCUGGUGUUUUGAUUGACGCCAGUAGUCGGGCUUCAACUUCAGUUUGCCAUCAACAUGUAUUAUUAACCCCUUCAAUAACGAUGUCUGAAGUAAUGAUGACAGCAAUGGAGGAACUCUCACUGUGUCCCAUGAAAGCAGAGGAGCUUGCCGACGGUGUACGGAGCUUCCUGCUGGUGAACGAACAGGAAAACCUGCAGGUCCGCAAUGAGUCGGAUUUUGUUGAAAGGCUCAAAUGUGCGGAUGUGGGAGGUGUCAAAGUUGUGUCCAUCUUUGGGAACACAGGGGACGGCAAGUCACACACCCUGAACCACAUCCUGUUCAAUGGCGAGAGUGUGUUUUUUACCUCCAAGUCCUCUAGCUCCUGUACAGUAGGUGUGUGGGCCGCUUAUGACCCCUCCCUCAGCCUGGUUGCCCUGGAUACCGAAGGCUUGUUGGGAGCAGCUGCCAAUCAAAACCAGAGAAUGAGGCUUCUGCUAAAGGUCCUGGCAGUGUCAGAUAUAGUAAUCUAUCGAACGCGAGCAGAGCGCCUGCACAAUGACAUGUUCCAGUUCCUGAGCAGUGCGUCAGGGGCCUAUUUGAAACACUUCACCCCAGAACUCAGGGCCCUGUCCAGCCGCUGCGGUCUGGACGUGCCCCUCUCGUGUCUUGGGCCUGCUGUUAUUGUCUUUCAGGAGACGACACACACACAGCUGCUGGGCCAUGAUUCAAAGGUAGCUGGUCAUGCUGACAUGCAGCUCCAGAGGCGGUUUCAUGACCUGGGCUUGGGGACUGAUGCCUUCAGCUCGGUACAGUACAUUGGUACUCAAACUGUCACGCCUCCGACUGACUACAGCGGACUGCUGGAAGCCCUCAGACAGCAAGUGCAAAACACUCACACACGUUCGCCCCGCCACCCUGGCAUAGUGUUCCACGCUUUGGAAGCCCUCAGUGAACGGUUCUGUGGUGACCUGUCAGAUGGAAAGCUGAAUCUGUACACGUUCUUCCCAGAUGAGUACUUUACCUGCUCUGCUCUUUGCCUGAGUUGCAAUAUUCGCUGCAAGAAUGGAAUGAACCAUCUACGAGACAGGGUCCCGCACAUGGCAGAUGGACUAUGCCAGUAUGCACACCAGUACAACAACAAAGUCCUUAUCUGUAAGAGGUGCUAUGAAGGUGGCAGAGAGGUGACAGUUAUGCCUAAAACCUCUGCGUCCUCGGACAACACAUGGUUUGGUCUUGCCAAGUUUGCCUGGUCGGGCUAUGUGUUAGAGUGUGCCAGCUGUGGCGUCAUCUACCGCAGCAGACAGUAUUGGGUAGGGAACCAGGACCCUGAGAGCAGUGUGGUGCGUUCUGAGGUCAAACACGUUUGGGAGGGUUCGGACACCUUCCUUACCAACCACCAGAAUGCGGCCCAGAGGGUCCUGGAUGGGAUGAACUACGUGAUCCAGUCAGUUUCCGAGUACAGCACCGGCCCCACCAAAGCUGUCGCCGCCUGGGUCACUGACCAGGUGGCGCCGCCGUACUGGAGACCCAACACAGAGAUUACUGCUUGUCAUGGCUGUCACAAAGCGUUUGAGGAGGCGGAGCGUAAGCACCACUGUCGGUCAUGUGGCGAGGGUUUCUGCCACCUGUGUUCCAGCCAUAGGAUGCCAGUGCCAGAGAGGGGGUGGGGCAGCAGCCCUGUCAGGGUGUGUAUGGCCUGCUACCGUCAGGGAGGACCACCCGAAACCAGCAUUCAGGUGUGUAAAGCGGAGCCUCGUGGUCUCAUCGCUCGCAGGGUGGCGGAGGUGGCUCAGUCCACCUUAGACAUCGUCAGCACCGCUGUGGACUACCCACUCUGCUUUGUCAAGGAUGUGGCUCGACCAGACUACUGGGUGCCCGACCAGGACAUCACCCAGUGCCACCAGUGCUCGAAAGUCUUCACUCCAGUCAUGUCCAAGCACCACUGCAGAGCCUGUGGUCAGGGGGUGUGCGGCCCAUGCUCCACACAUAUGAAGCCUGUACCCUCAAGAGGCUGGGACCACCCAGUGCGAGUGUGUGACAACUGCAACGCGAGCACCGAUAUGCUCUAAACUACGGCUGUCAGUCUCAAAUCAAAUUAAAUGACAGUCUACUGUUCCAAAGAAGGCUUGCUAUCAGGUGCCAGCCGAAGAUCGGAUUUUUAUCUCUUCUGCCUCCAGCAUCUGAUUCUGCGUCAUGUAGUAGCAAAACUGAUCAGAGAUCAGUAGUCGUCUUUACUACAGGUUUCAGCUGCUUUGAGUUGUCUCCUCUAAAAUAUGACAACAGCUGGAAGCCCUGCACUAAGUGACCUGUGGAACAAAAGUGGAGAACAAAUGAACCAGUGGAAGAUUUUCAACCACUGUAGUAGUAAUCUCUUUUGCAAACGUUCACAUUUGAUCUCACGAGGUUCCAAAUCAUUGGAGGGGAUUUUAUUGUUAAUUCAUUAAACAUCUGCCUGACAUUGAUUACCUUGAACGUUAAGAGGAUUGAUGGAGGUAAACACAGUUUAAGGCACCUUUCAAAAAAGGGUGAUUUUGUGUAAUACCCAUGACAAUGUUUGUCUGUGCAUGUGUCUCUUUGCAAUAAGUGUUUGAGAUCACCCUGUAUACACAAAGAAGUGAGGUUGGUAUCGAAUUCCAGAUUCACAUAUCACUCUUAAGCUUGCAGGCACACUAUGGGAAAAUAUACAGUAUGUAACGUCUGUUGAUAGUCAACAUUCCAAUAUGUGAAAUACCCUUCUGAGCAAGUGACCUCUCGCUGAGACUCACCAGACUGGAACAUUUGGUUAUUCUGAUUCUUCAAUUGACUCAUUAAGUGUGUGUGUUUACUUUCCAGACUCCAAAAAACAGCUCUUAAAUUGUGACUGCCCAAACUUGGACAUUUCAGCCCACUUCUAACUUGAGAAAUCAUCUUGCAGUACUAUUGUUGUUUUGGUAGUGGAUAUGGCAACAUUAGCCCUAUCCUAUAGUGCCGCACGCACACACACAAUGAAGUCAUUGAAGUGAAUAAAGCAAAUAAUGUUUCUG